This is a messenger RNA of Anoplopoma fimbria (sablefish), 1887 nucleotides long. RefSeq names its product nitric oxide synthase 1 (neuronal) adaptor protein a (gene nos1apa). The coding region runs from base 244 to 1887 and encodes 547 amino acids. The record is from RefSeq and is a predicted model, not a curated record. Gene Ontology annotation, molecular function: nitric-oxide synthase binding. The transcript has 10 exons. NCBI's taxonomy places the organism in Eukaryota, Metazoa, Chordata, Actinopteri, Perciformes, Anoplopomatidae.
GCGGCGGUGCACCGGAGUGCUGGGGGAACUAGUUGCCGCCACUUGGCCGCUACUGGAGGGCGGUGUAGCAGCGUCGCAAUGCCGGGACGGUUCUCUGCGAUGGAGAACACGCACUAACCGGAUUUGGAAUAGCUUUUUUUUUUUUUUUCUCUCUCUCUCUUUCCUUUUCUUGGAUUAAACCGACCUGGUUCGUUGAUAUUUUCUGGUAGCGUGGAUUAGUGAACACUUACAAAAAAAAAAAAAAUGCCUGCAAAAACCAAGUACAACCUCGUUGAUGAUGGGCAUGAUUUGCGGAUCCCGCUGCACAACGAGGAAGCGUUCCAGCAUGGGAUCAACUUCGAGGCAAAGUACAUCGGCAGUCUGGAUGUGACGCGGCCGAGCAGCCGAGUGGAGAUCGUGGCUGCGAUGAGAAGGAUUCGGUAUGAGUUCAAGGUGAAAAACAUCAAGAAGAAAAAAGUCAACAUCGUGGUGUCUGUCGACGGCGUGAGAGUGGCCUUGAGGAAAAAGAAAAAAAAGAAGGAGUGGACGUGGGAUGAGAGCAAGAUGAUGGUGAUGCAGGAUCCCAUUUACAGGAUAUUCUAUGUGUCUCAUGACUCGCAGGAUCUGAAGAUAUUCAGCUACAUCGCCAGAGACGGACAGAGUAACGUCUUCCGCUGCAAUGUCUUCAAGUCCAAGAAGAAGAGUCAGGCCAUGCGUAUUGUUCGGACAGUCGGCCAGGCGUUCGAAGUUUGUCAUAAACUGAGUCUGCUGCAUACACAGCAGAACGCGGAUGGACAGGAGGACAGCGAAAAGAACGGCAACGACUCCUCUGUCACAGCUCGGGAGCUGACGGGCGCCGAGAAGACGCCGACCGUCAGCGAGGAGACGGAUAUCGAUGCGGAGGACGCGAUCCAGGUGUCUGCAGCAGAGGAGUUGAACCCUGAUAGAGGGGUGACUGAUCUGGACGCCAAAGCCAAGUCCCCUGACCUGAACCCCGAAGAGAGCAAGGCUUCAGAGGAGGCCUCCCUGCUGAUGUCCAGCCCCAGGAUGCUGCUCCCUCCAUCGAGUACUCUCCCACCAGGUGGCCCCCUGUCUGUCCACCACCAGAUCCAGCUGCUCCAACAGCAGCUGCAGCAGCAACAACAGCAGACACAAGUGGCUGUGGCACAGGUCCACCUGUUGAAGGACCAGCUGACUGCGGAGGCCACGGCUCGGCUGGAGGCCCAGGCUCGAGUCCACCAGCUGCUGCUGCAGAACAAAGACCUUCUGCAGCACAUCUCCCUGCUGGUUAAACAGAUUCAGGAGCUGGAGCUCAAGAUGUCUGGACCAAACUCCAUGGGAUCUCAGGACAGUCUGUUGGAGAUCACCUUCCGGUCUACGGUACCUCCAGUGAUCUGCGACCCCACAACUCCCAAACCUGAUGUGUCCUCCCUCCACCUGCCCGCGCUGGGCUCCACCGACGGGACCUGCAACGUCUUCUCAUCUUCCAAUGGGACUCUGGGAAGCCCCCUAGGUAGGGACAAGUGUCUUCUCAAACUGGAGUGUUUUCGUUUUCUCCCGGGGCCUCCACCUCCUCAACUCCCCUCGCCUCCCCCGCUGCACAAGGCCGACAGGCCAGAGAGCGAAGGCCAAGAGGAGUCUGAGGGCACGGUGAAGUUGUUGUCAAAUGACGUCAAAUCUCUGGCCUGCCUGGACUUCGCCACAAGGUUUAGGGAGUCAGGUAUCGCCUCAGAGUAUGAGUCGAACACAGACGACAGCGAUGACAAUGAGGAUGAUGGGGAGGACGAUGAGGAGGAGGAGGGGAUGCAGAUCUUUGGCUGGGGGAGUGAUGAGGAGACGCUGAGGCUGCUUAAUGUUCUCAACAGACAGGGAACACCCGACUGUCUGGGAGAUGAAAUAGCGGUAUAA